Panicum virgatum (switchgrass) is the source of this 1634-nucleotide messenger RNA. Its product is annotated as target of rapamycin complex subunit LST8. The transcript is spliced from 11 exons. Gene Ontology annotation, molecular function: protein binding. Gene Ontology annotation, cellular component: TORC1 complex; TORC2 complex. NCBI's taxonomy places the organism in Eukaryota, Viridiplantae, Streptophyta, Magnoliopsida, Poales, Poaceae. Bases 174 to 1124 code for a protein of 316 amino acids. The record is from RefSeq and is a predicted model, not a curated record. Gene Ontology annotation, biological process: regulation of actin cytoskeleton organization; TOR signaling.
AGAUGAGAACCUAAGCCCUGUUCCCCCGAAGCCCAUCGAGACCCGUGCGACCCGGCGUCUCCUCCGCCACCGGGCGCUGCUUCCCCGCCGCCGCCGCCGGGCGCACACCCGUGGCCGUAGGGCGCGUCCCGGUUGCUGGCGUCUCCACGGUCCAGAAGGCUAUAUGCUGCAAAAUGGCUCAACCUUCUGUCAUUCUUGCAACUGCAAGCUAUGAUCACACAAUCAGAUUUUGGGAAGCCAAGAGUGGUCGCUGUUAUCGUACAAUUCAAUACCCUGACUCUCAAGUUAAUCGUCUUGAGAUAACCCCAGACAAGAGAUUCUUAGCUGCUGCUGGCAAUCCUCAUAUCCGCCUUUUUGACAUCAAUUCAAAUAGCCCUCAACCGGUAAUUAGCUAUGAUUCGCAUACUAGUAAUGUGAUGGCUGUGGGAUUCCAUUGCGAUGGUAACUGGAUGUACUCUGGCUCUGAGGAUGGUACUGUGAGAAUCUGGGAUUUACGAACUGGCACUUGUCAGCGAGAAUAUGAGAGCCGUGCAGCUGUCAACACUGUAGUCCUGCACCCAAAUCAGAAAGAACUGAUAUCUGGUGAUCAGAAUGGAAACAUACGUGUGUGGGAUUUAGCUGCUAACUCGUGCAGCUGUGAACUGGUACCAGAGGUUGAUACCGCUGUAAGAUCUCUGACAGUUAUGUGGGAUGGGAGUAUGGUGGUUGCUGCAAAUAACCGUGGGACAUGUUACGUUUGGCGCCUGCUUAAGGGUACUCAGACAAUUACCUGCUUUGAACCUCUACACAAACUGCAAGCCCAUGAUGGCUACAUUCUGAAAUGCCUGCUUUCACCAGAAUUUUGUGACCCUAACAGGUAUCUUGCCACAGCAUCAUCUGACCACACUGUAAAGAUUUGGAAUGUCGAUGGCUUCAAGUUGGAAAGAACUCUAGUCGGCCAUCAACGCUGGGUUUGGGACUGUGUGUUCUCCGUCGAUGGUGCUUAUCUGAUAACUGCUUCUUCUGACACCACGGCGAGGCUAUGGACGAUGUCGACUGGAGAGGCCAUCCGGGUGUACCAGGGCCACCACAAGGCCACCGUGUGCUGCGCUCUCCACGACGGAGCUGAAUCGGCCCCUUCAUAAGCAUGCUGUGUGACUCUGCAUUCUGUACAUACUUUCGAUUGCAGAACUGUUUCAGCACUCCUACUGUAAUUUGAGAACUAGUGGCUGUUAACGUUGAGUUGCUGAAUCGCUGGGUCGUAGCUGCUGCGCUGUGCAGCAAACCUGUAGGGCUCUGUACAAAUAAUCCGCGUGCUGUUAACGUUGAGUUGCUGAAUCGCUGGGUCGUAGCUGCUGCGCUGUGCAGCAAACCUGUAGGCUGUAGGGCUCUGUACAAAUAAUCCGCGUGCUGUUGUCCGAUGUUUGUGCAGCAUCUUUUGUAGUAAGGCCGGACUCAGUGGAAGUGUCAUGAGCAUUAAAUUUGCUGACAUGAUAAUAUUUUUAUGAAGAGAGAGAAUGUGGAGUGUCAUAGAUUGUGAGAGGAGUGUCAUGGUGAUGACACUCCUCUGGCUCGAUUAUCUGGUUUAUAAUCUUAGUAACUGUGUCAACGACACUCCCACUGAGACUGGCCUAAGAAAUGAAGGAAAUCAAAUG